GGUAACAUGAAUCUCGGACUGCCUAUUGCAACCUCAUAUGGACCAACUCACCAGCCCAUGACCCCUACCAUCCGACCCAAAUCUCAACCCAAAACGACAGUCGGGUUUGUUAAGGCGACUGCGUUUAGUCCAAAAGCAUCCCACUUUCUGGCACGCCGCUCAAUAAUUUGGACGACUCACCCUACCACUCAGCUCCCGUUCCAUACUUCUCUCCAUCAGUCCGAGCUCAACCACCUGCAAAUGGCGAUGUACAUCGUGUCACGGCGGGCAGCCGGCGGAUCGACGCCGAUGGCGGCGUUGCGCUACGCUACUUCUUUGAGACCGUAUUCGACGAAGUUUAGGGAGGAAAGGGACACUUUUGGACCCAUCAACGUUCCCUCAGACAAGCUGUGGGGGGCGCAGACUCAGAGAUCGCUGCAGAAUUUCGAUAUCGGCGGCGAGCGGGAGCGUAUGCCCGAACCCAUUGUUCGUGCUUUUGGGGUGCUCAAAAAAUGCGCUGCAAAGGUGAACAUGGAGUAUGGUCUUGAUCCAACUAUUGGGAAAGCAGUAAUGCAAGCGGCCCAAGAAGUCGCGGAGGGGAAGCUCAACGAACACUUUCCACUUGUUAUCUGGCAGACUGGCAGUGGAACCCAAAGCAACAUGAAUGCCAAUGAGGUCAUUGCGAACAGGGCCGCUGAGAUACUUGGCCAUCAGCGCGGCGAAAAGUUUGUGCACCCGAAUGACCAUGUUAAUAGAUCACAAUCUUCUAAUGACACUUUCCCAACCGUCAUGCACAUUGCAUCUGCAAUGGAAAUUAACUCAAGACUGAUACCAAAUUUGAAAACUUUGCAUGCUGCCCUACAUUCGAAGUCUGAAGAAUUCAAAGAUAUUGUUAAAAUUGGACGCACUCACACACAAGAUGCGACGCCUUUAACUCUUGGGCAAGAGUUCAGCGGCUAUUCAACACAAGUGAAAUAUGGAAUUGAACGAGUUUUGCUUACUCUACCUAGGAUGUAUCAGCUUGCACAGGGUGGUACUGCUGUUGGGACUGGAUUGAACACAAAGAAGGGAUUUGAUGUAAAGAUAGCUGCAGCAGUAGCUGAGGAAACAAAGUUACCAUUUGUCACUGCAGAAAACAAGUUUGAAGCUUUGGCUGCACAUGAUGCUUUUGUUGAAACUAGCGGAGCCCUGAACACAGUUGCUACUUCUUUGAUGAAGAUUGCAAAUGAUAUACGUUUACUAGGAAGUGGUCCACGUUGUGGCCUCGGUGAACUCAUUCUCCCUGAAAACGAGCCUGGUAGCAGCAUAAUGCCUGGGAAGGUAAACCCUACCCAGUGUGAGGCUCUCACAAUGGUCUGUGCUCAGGUUAUGGGUAACAAUGUGGCCAUUACGGUAGGUGGAUCAAAUGGUCACUUCGAACUUAAUGUGUUCAAGCCAAUGAUUGCUAGUGGUCUCCUGCAUUCGGUGAGAUUGCUUGGGGAUGCAUCUGCUUCCUUUGAAAAGAACUGCGUGAGAGGAAUUCAAGCUAAUAGGGAAAGAAUUUCAAAGUUACUUCAUGAGUCACUUAUGUUGGUCACGUCCUUGAAUCCUAAAAUUGGUUAUGAUAAUGCUGCGGCAGUUGCAAAGACAGCCCACAAGGAGGGAUCCACUUUGAAGGAAGCUGCAUUGAAACUAGGAAUGCUAUCCAGCGAAGAAUUCGAUACUCUUGUGGUGCCAGAGAAGAUGAUUGGCCCAACCGACUGACUGACUGACAGAUUUUGAAGCUGUUGAAAAUUGAAGUCCUGAUUUCAGCGGCAUCGGUUACCUUUUGCGUUUUGUCUUUGCAUUUUGUCUCUUCGGGUGACAUAAGGAUUAGAAGCGAUACGUAUGUAAUUCAUAACGUGUUUACGAACGAUAUUCUUGAGGCUGUCUCAUCCAUGGCUGGCCGGCCGGCCCCGUUAUUUGGGUCAAUUCAUUGGGUCGCUGAAUAAAAUAAAGUAGAAAGUUACUAUCUUUGCAUUCAAACUA
Molecule: messenger RNA, 1986 nt
Organism: Malus domestica (apple)
Lineage: Eukaryota; Viridiplantae; Streptophyta; Magnoliopsida; Rosales; Rosaceae
Product: fumarate hydratase 1, mitochondrial
Biological process (GO): malate metabolic process; fumarate metabolic process; tricarboxylic acid cycle
Cellular component (GO): mitochondrion; tricarboxylic acid cycle heteromeric enzyme complex
Molecular function (GO): fumarate hydratase activity
Source: RefSeq, a predicted model, not a curated record